UCGAUUCGGCGGUGCGGCGUUUUGUUUACGUCUCUGAUGCGGCCGUUUUUAGAGAUUUAAAUUUUUAUGCCUUGAGAUAAAAAGUACUAUCAUACGUAUACGUGGAAUUCUAUACAAAAAUAGCCAUUUAUCUAUUGCUCUAAUGUGAAGUAUGCUAUGUGUCUACUCGUUUGCAUUGUGAUAGAGGAGGGGGAAAAAAUGAAGUUCACUUUGCAUCUGUUUCGUCAUCUGCCCAUCAAUCGUAGUAUAAGACUCUAAGAAAGUUACUUGAAGCCAAGCCUGUGUUACAGUUUUGAAAAAAAGAUGUUUCUAUGCUCAUAAAUUACUGGAAUUUUAAUUUUCAUUUGAAGUCAAGAGUCAUUAAUCCGGACUCGUCGGGACUUCGGCGAUUCCAGUUAUCGAUUUUUCUGGAUUAUAGAUCAUCAGUUUAAAUCUGAGAAAAUGGCCAGGCAACGAGUUCACGGAAAAGAAAAUAAAUCACAAGGCUUUAGUCGAGAACACAAGAAAUCCUCAUCUGUCCGCUCUGUAAAGCCAGCUGGUCCAUUCCUCGAAAAAUGGAACAACAAAGUUGCAUUAUUUGUUGCUUUGAAUAUUGUGAUUGUUAUUUUAAGCAUUGUAUAUUUUUUUUACCAAAGCUAUUUGGAAAAUAUUGUGAUAACUCCAUUAAAUCUUCCUAAAGUUGUAACAGAGAGUGGUCUAGAUGUUCCAUCAAGAUUUUGGGGUUCAUACCGACCUGGCACUUAUUUUGGUAUGAGAACACGUAGUGCACAAACAGUUUCAACUGGCAUAAUGUGGUUCACACAGAAAGUAAUAAAUAAUAGAAUAGAUAUUCGGCACUGGUGUGAUCAGUGGAACAAUGUGAAACAUUAUAGUUGGUUAGAGCAUGAUGGGGAGAAUUUUGGUAUUCAGAGAAUUGAAGACAAAGAAUAUUUUCUUGUGACAUCAUUUGUAAAGCAGGUUGGUGGAAAGCAUGGUGGAGAUUUUACGGCAAAGAUUUCUGUCCGGCCUAAAGAAGGUAAUUCCUCUCCAGUGCCAGUAUCAUUAAUGUUUUAUGUACAUGCUAAUCCUGAUAGUUUCUUGAAACCAACUGUGGUCCAUGAAGGACAUCUUCGUUCAGUUCAUGGAUAUACAGAUGAACUUGGUAAUUUCACUUUCCAUUUCCGUGAAAUUGAAACCAGUAAGACUAUUCUCAAAUAUAAUUAUCUUGCUGCUGAAGCAUUAAGUUUAUCACAUUUAAAAGAAUUGGUAUUACGCCACCAUGCUCUUUUCCAAGCCAAAGAACGCAUGCAAUUGCAGAUACUUGGUUUAAUAGGAGAGGCAGCAGCUUAUACAAGGAAAAGUGAUAAAGAAUAUAAAGAAAAUUUUUUUGUUUAUCAAGUGACUUUUAUUCCUCCAUUUGAAAUGGAAGUUUAUUUUGAAUCUGCUAGCUUUACUGAUCGACAUUGGAAAUUAGUUGGAUCUUUUUACAACUCGGAGUUGGAUAGGCGCAUGAAAAAUUUUGAAGAAAAGUUUGAAAAUAUUUUUCAGCUUCGUAGCAAAAAUUAUAGUUCUGAAGAUGUAAGAGCUGCUUGGGCAGCUCUGAGCAAUAUGAUUGGAGGCAUUGGCUAUUUUUAUGGUUCCUCUUUAGUGCAAUCUAUUCAUAACAAAGAGCCUGUAAAUUAUUGGAAUGCCCCAUUGUAUACAGCUGUACCCUCACGUUCUUUUUUCCCCCGAGGAUUUUUAUGGGAUGAAGGCUUUCAUAAUCUUUUAAUUUUACAGUGGAAUCCUGAAAUUACUAAAGAUAUUAUAGGGCAUUGGUUAGAUUUGAUGAACGUGGAAGGUUGGAUACCACGAGAGCAAAUAUUGGGCUUAGAAGCUAGAGAACGUGUACCUUCAGAGUUUGUGGUCCAGAAAAAUAUAAAUGCGAAUCCUCCCACAUUUUUCUUAACUCUUGAAAGUCUUUUAUCAAAAAUGAAAAGUGGAAGCAUUCCCAAAGACAUAGAUUACCUGAAAAGGAUCUUACCUCGACUUAAAAUUUGGUUUGAAUGGUAUAACAAAACCCAAAAUGGCAUGAUUCCAGGAACAUACAGGUGGAGAGGACGAGAUCCAAAAACUGAUCUUGAGCUUAAUCCUAAAACAUUAACAUCUGGUUUAGAUGAUUAUCCACGAGCUACUCAUCCAACUAUUGAUGAGAGGCAUGUUGAUUUAAGAUGCUGGAUUGCUUUAGCAGCUGGUGUUUUAGCAGAUAUUUCUGAGUAUGUAGGUGAACCAUCAGAGAAAUAUCGCAAUACUUAUCUUUACUUAUCUGAUAAUAAACUGCUGGAUGAGCUUCACUGGUCUCCAAAUUCUGAAUCAUAUAGUGAUUAUGGUUUCCAUUCAAAAAAUGUUAGACUGGCUCAAGAAAAGUUACCUUAUGUUGCUGGCCAGGAUGCACCUCAAACAAUAACCUAUAGAGUAGUGAAUGAUGACCCUGUUCUUAGGUUCGUUGAUAAUUUUGGUUGUGUAAGUCUGUUUCCAUUUUUAUUGAAAAUAAUUGAUCCAAUCAAUCCUAAGCUGAACAAAGUUCUAAAUGACUUAAAAAAUCCAAGAUUGUUAUGGACAAAUUAUGGUCUAAGAUCUCUUGCCAAGAGUUCGCCAUACUAUAUGAAAUAUAAUACAGAACAUGACCCACCAUACUGGAGAGGUGCAAUAUGGAUUAACAUUAAUUACCUUGCUGUUCGUGCUUUGAAUCAUUAUAGCAAUGUAGAAGGUCCAUAUAAAGAUCAAGCGAAGAAAUUAUAUGAAGAAUUAAAAUUGAAUGUUGUCACCAACAUUUUGAAAGAAUAUAAAAGAACAGGUUUUAUAUGGGAGCAAUAUGAUGAUAAAACUGGGAAAGGAAAAGGUUCUCAUCCUUUUACUGGCUGGUCAGCUUUGUUUGUUUUACUUAUGGGGGAAGUAUUUUAAUCAUGUAUUUUAUUGCCAAUCGUUCAUACCGUGUAUGAGUGUGAUUUAUAUACUUUUCCAACUGAUGGUUGUAUUGUCCAUGAUGUCAUUGUUAAAAUAUUGUUAUUUGUGAAUUUGGUAUCUAUUUCAAUGUAUUUCAGUCAUAUGUAAGGUGAAGUUUUGUUUAUAUAAAUUUGCUUGAUUAUUAAAACUUGUAAACAUUAAAAAAUCCAUUUUAAUGUAUUUGAAAUUCAAACAUAUCAAAUUUCAUUUAUUUUCAGAAUUAUAAAACUAUAAGUAAUUGCUUAUUUUGUGAUAUUCUUUUGACAAAUGAUGUUUUGAUCUGUGUUAAUGGUGCUCUUUUAGGCUUAUUAAUUUAUUAACAAAUGUUUAUCUGAUAAACUGAUGAAUUUAUAUUAGGAAACUUUUAUAUCAUUUAUAAUAAAUAUUUUCUCCUGGUGAAAUGUGUUUAGUUCUGUUUUAUCUUUUUUCCAUUAAUUCAAUUAUUUCCAUAAUUUGUUUUAUUUAUUGUAAAUUAUUGAUGUUAUAAUAAUUAUUUAAAAUAAUUUGUUGUUAACUGAAAUGUUUUGUCAGUAUACUUCUUUCACUGUUUUUUAUGCACAUGAAAUAUUUAAUUUUUAUAGAUGUUGAAAGAUUUUUAAGUGUUGUUGAAUUUUCUCAAUUUUUUAUCACUGUGUAAAAUUAAGUAUUUUAAUUUCAGCUUAACUAAAAGGGAAAAUAUAAUUUAUUACUGGCACUUUGUUUUCUAGUUGAAUUUUUGAUUCAUUUUGUCAACAACUUUUGUUUUACCUUUUUGUAAGAGAAGUGUCUUUUUAUUUUGAUUGAUAAUACAUAUAUCCUUUAUAAUCAGUAUUGUGAAAUCAAAAGAGAAAAAAAUGUUAUAUUUGUAUUGUGUCAUGAUUAGUUUUUAUGAAUGCAAAAUGUGGAAUAAGGGUAGUUUUUCAUACUUUUAGAAAUAUAUUUAUGAAUAUUCUUAUAUAACGAAUAAAUUAAAAGCAAAAUCGAAAAUUUAUUUAGUCUUAAUUUAAUAAUUCAUAUCUGUUUUAAAAAAAUUCUUAUAAGAACAACAAUGGUGAAUAAUAACCUGAGUUAAAAAGAAACUUGAAAUGCAUUGAGCCAUUUUUUUUUAUUUGAAAUAAAUGUUUAGCAAAUGUUCAGUUUUGCAUUUCUUUGUAAUAGGCUUGCGUCUCUUUUACCUAUUUUAAUAAAAUAAGCCUUAAAACUAUUUUGUUUUUUAGAGUUUUUGUAAAGAAUAUGAUAAUAAUUCCACUGUCUGAGGCAAAAAGAGUUGCUAUAAAAUAAGACUACAUUACCUGAUGUUUGAUAUGUGUAUGCCUAUAUUAUUUAUUAUAUAAAUAACAACUGUGCUUUUUUAAAUUAUUGAACAUUGUGCAGUAACAAAUAAAGAUCAAAGUCCUUAAUCAGCUGUAAUAAAUUUAAUUAUGCAUGACAUCAUACUUUUGGCAAUAAGAAAUACUUUAAAUAAACUAAAACCACAUUGUCUUCUUAUGAAGAGUGAAAUUACACUUCUGUAAUCUUCAUAAAAUAGUUGAAGGGCAGCAUUUUAUUUGAUAUUAUUUAGAAUUUCCCAUAUAAAUCUGUUUUCUUUAUUUGCUUUUAUAGGGAACUGCUUCUGUAUUCAUAAUUACAUAAACAUCUUAGAUAAAUAAUAUUUGAAGAAUAUGUUUACUCUAUAUAAUGUAUUUUAAAUUAAUCAACUAUUCAAAACUUUUGAAGCAAUAGUAUAAUUUAAGAAAUUAUUCUCUUUUCUUUCUGUCCUCUUUUCACUGUAUAUAUAGUUUUGCUAUUUUCAUUUCUUGCACAUCCCAUUAGUAACAUGAAAUAAAUUAUAAAAUAUAUCUAGCAUAGCUACAUUACUAAAUUAUGUUUAAAGCUUUGCAGUAUAUUGAAAAUUAGGAUUACAAGUACAACUGUAAUAGAUUUGUUUUUUCACAGAGGGUUGGGGAGGAGAAAUAUAACUCUUGCAUGUCUUUUGGUAUUUAAUUAAAUCUGAUGUAACAAUUAUAACUGGAGUGGGCAUAGUAAAUUUUUGUAUGUUUUUUUUUAAUUGUAUUUUCAUAUUUGAUUUCAGCUAUGUAAAAGAAAUCUAAAUAAAUUUCUUUGGAUUAAAA
Molecule: messenger RNA, 5054 nt
Organism: Stegodyphus dumicola
Lineage: Eukaryota; Metazoa; Arthropoda; Arachnida; Araneae; Eresidae
Gene: GCS1
Product: mannosyl-oligosaccharide glucosidase
Biological process (GO): oligosaccharide metabolic process; protein N-linked glycosylation
Cellular component (GO): endoplasmic reticulum membrane
Molecular function (GO): Glc3Man9GlcNAc2 oligosaccharide glucosidase activity
Source: RefSeq, a predicted model, not a curated record